AUGCUAUAUUCCCUCCCCAACCUCUCCACCAAACUAACAACUGCAUACAAAACAAAAAAGCUCGGCAACACCGCCAACUACACGACCAAAAACUGGGAAUCCGACAUAAACCUCGCAAAAGCCUCCUCCAUCGACGCCUUCGUCCUAAACAUGGCCCGCAACGAGCGCCUCCCCACGCAAAUCUACAACGCCUUCACCGUCGCCGCCGACACCUCCUUCAAACUCCUCUUCUCAUUCGACUACGCGGCCAACGGCUCCUGGCCGAAAUCCGACGUCCUGAACCUCCUGAACGAGUACUCCACGCACCCGGCCUACUUCACGCACAAUAAACAGCCGCUGGUCUCGACGUUCGAAGGCCCCGACGCGUGGAAGGACUGGGUCGAGAUCAAGGAUAAGACGAAUGCGUUUUUCGUCCCUGACUGGUCGAGUGUCGAUCCCCGGAAGGCGGCGAAUCGGUCGGUCGUCGAUGGGUUGUUUAACUGGGGUGCGUGGCCCGAAGGUCCCAGGGCGAUGAAUACCUCGGGGGAUGAGGCGUUCGUGUCCGCGCUAGACGGCAAACCGUAUAUGAUGCCCGUCUCGCCGUGGUUCUAUACCAACAUGCCUGGGUUCGAUAAGAAUUGGGUGUGGAGGGGCGAUGAGCUGUGGUUUACGCGGUGGGAGCAGGCGAUCCGGCUGGGUCCGGAGUUUGUGCAGAUCAUCAGCUGGAACGAUUAUGGCGAGUCGCAUUAUAUUGGACCGCUUGGGGCUGGGGAUGGGGUUGAUGUGUGGGAUGCGUUUGGGAGGGGGAAGGCGCCGUUUAAUUAUGCGAAGGGGGUCGAACAUGAUGGCUGGAGGACGUUUUUGCCGUUCCUCGUGGAUAGGUAUAAGCGGAAUGAGACGGAUGUGGAGGUGAAAGGGGAGGAUGAGAAUGUGGUCACUUGGUAUCGGUUGAGUAGUGAUGGGGCCAGUGGGUGUAAGGAUGGGGGCACGACGGGGAAUGCGAAGGUGCAGGGGCAGAAGGAGUAUAAGCCGGAGGAGAUUCUGGAGGAUCGAAUCUUUUAUUCGGCGUUGUUGGGCAGUCCGGCGAAUGUGUCGGUGAAGGUUGGUGGGGAGGCCAUCGCGGCGAAGUGGGAGGUUGAACCCAAGGGGGGGAAGGGUGUGUAUACAGGGAGUGUGGAGGUGAAGGGCGAAGGCGAUGUCAAGAUUGUGGUGCAGCGAGGGGAGGACAUCGUGGCGAAGGUCGAUGGAGAGAAGAUCAAAGGGGAUUGUGAGGAUGAUGGAGGUUACAGGAAUUUUAACCCGUGGGUUGGGACGUCGGGGGCGAAUGUUGUUAGGGCUGGAGGUUUGGGAAUGGUGGUGACCGCGAUGGUGGUGGGUUUGAUCAUGGGUUGA
Messenger RNA from Aspergillus melleus, 1371 nucleotides. Its product is annotated as glycoside hydrolase family 71 protein. Gene Ontology annotation, molecular function: glucan endo-1,3-alpha-glucosidase activity. Lineage: Eukaryota; Fungi; Ascomycota; Eurotiomycetes; Eurotiales; Aspergillaceae. The transcript has a single exon. The record is from RefSeq and is a predicted model, not a curated record. Bases 1 to 1371 code for a protein of 456 amino acids. Gene Ontology annotation, biological process: mating projection tip cell wall disassembly.